Molecule: messenger RNA, 2924 nt
Organism: Chironomus riparius
Lineage: Eukaryota; Metazoa; Arthropoda; Insecta; Diptera; Chironomidae
Source: the annotation of a GenBank genome assembly
AUGCCAAAAAUUAUCGAGACUGUAAAUUCUGAUGACAAUGAAGUUAUUGUUAAUAAUGUGAUAGAAGCUCAGGAAAUGAUGUCUGAAGUUUAUUCGAUGCAAACGACUGAUUCACAAAUAGAUGAUAGGAAUGAAAGUGUGCUGGAAGCGGAAACGAGAGGAAUAGACUUUAAGGGAAAUGUUAGAUAUUUCUGUCCACGAUGCAAUGUUCGAUAUAUAGAAUUUAAAUACCUGAAAACUCACUUGAAAGAAUGUGGAAAUGUCCACAAAUGUGAUGAAUGCCAACAAAAGUUCAAGCAGAAGCGUACGUAUGUCGCUCACAUGAAGAAGAAGCAUGGAGUUCUGGCAGGUGCCAAUCAAAAUGACAGCAUUCCACUGAAAUCGCAACAUUAUGUGCUCAGCAUAUAAAGCUAGACCAAAAACACUCAUUCUUUCUUCCACAUAAAAUUUCUGAAUUUUUAUUUUAUUUUCUUUUGAGAUUCAUUCAAUAAGAUGCAAAAAGAAGAUGACUGAAUAAAUGAUUGUGUCUUUAAAUUUUUGUAUAACAUUAAUAAAACAUCUCGAAUUUCAGAUCUUAAGAUAAACAACAUCCAUAAUUGCAAGUUAUUGGUAUAUUUUUUUUUUUUUUUGUAAAAGAUGCCUAAACAUUUUCUAUUAACAGAGAGAUAAACUUUAGAUACAUAGCACUAUCGUAAAUAUUUAUAAAUGUUUCGGAUCAAAGUUGCAAGGCUUGAUGCUGUUUUUUUGGAAUUAAAAAUUAAUAUUUAAUAUUUUAUAAAUCCUCAGGAUUAAAAAAUAGAUCUUCAGAUUAAAAUUAAUCCUUGGAUUGAAAUAAAUCGAAUGACUACUGCUAGUGUAUAUCUAUUGAAUAAUAAGUGAGGAUAUGGAAAAUACGUAUUUUACUAGUAAGUUGCCAAAAAGACGUUAGAAUAUCAAUGCAGCCACAAACAUUGCAAAAUCAAUCCAAAAACAUUUCUUUAUCAUGAAUUAAACAUUUUUUUUUUCAGACUAGAAGGAAUAGGAUCUCAUAAAUAUAUUUUGUUUAGUCAAGAGACGAGUAAGAUGAUCUAUGUUGCUUCGCAACAAAAUGUGAUUCCGUAAUUGAAUUACGAUUAGUUGAUAAGUAGGAAAUGCAGUAAUUAUUUAACUCGAAAUUCGUCUGAAAGUUAUCAUUACUUGUUUCAUAACACGCAGUUGUUAUCUCACUCUUCCGCUUGGCGAUCGCAGAUGAGAACGAAUGUAACCUGUUGGGUUAUAGCAAGGAUUUAAGGAUCAGUAAGAGGCUUAAAAUCCGCAAAAAUAAAAAACCGUUAAAUUUUGAUUUGAAUUAAAAAAGUUCAAAAAAGUGCGGGAGUUUUAUGACAAUUUUGAGGCAGUUUUAGAAAAGAUUUAUAAAUUUUUUAAGGAUAGAAACAAAAACCGUUAAAACAAUAAUUUAAAUUCAUGAAGAUUCUAAGAAGAGCGGAGAAAAAAUUCAAAUUCAAAUUUAACGGUUGAAAUUGAACUUUCUCACAUUUAAAGUAUAAAAAUUACCAGUUGUGCUCAAAAGUGCUCUUGCUCUGUCAACUCACCUGUUCUGUAAUCUAUUGGGCCCGUAAAAAUGUGAUUCUCGUUUCUUGAAUGACUCCAUCUAAAAGAGAAAUGAACCGAUAAGAGCAAAAAAUUGCCAAUAAACACAUAACAUCCAAAAAAUAGACAUCGACAAAAAAAGACAUUCAGUAAGUGACAUGUGUGAAUUAUUUUCAUUUCAAAAAAAGGCUUUGAAGGUGAAAAAAAUCUUCAAAAAUAUGGUUAAUGGAAUUAAAUUGUAAUGCACAAGUAAAAAAAGAAGAGAAUUAUUGGCUUAUGCUGAUUUAUAAAAGAUACGAUAAAAGGAAUUUUAAAUUUUUAAAAAAACAUCUACAAAAUAAAAACUUGCAAGGAACAAAAAUCUUACCUCAUAGUUGUGCAAAAAUUAUUAAAAUUUUUUAUUUAACUUUUUUUAUGAACAUUUAUCUUGAUGCUGUAUGAAUAAUGUCCCGUCUAUUGCAAAAGUUAGGCCGGCUACGAGUUAAAGGAAAUACGUUCAAGAUACGAAAGAAGAAGAAGAAAAUAGUUUAUGGAGAAGAAAGAUUGUAAGAAGUAAUAGUAAGUAGAGAUUAUGAUGAAUUAAAUUUACUACUCAAAAACAAUAAGAUUAACAAGCAUUUGAGGAGUCGUUCACUAGUGAUGUGAAUUUAAAAAUUUUAAUUUAUUCAAAGACCCUUUCUUGUCUCCUCAUCUUCUUCUUAGCCAGCAGAGGCUGGCUUAGAGGACUAUGCAAUGUGCCUUAACCUAGUCACAUUCCAAUUCAAGGAGCUCAACAGAGAUCCUUAGGCUUAGAGCAUCUUAACCUAGUCACAUUCCAAUUCAAGGAGCUUAACAGAGAUCCUUAGGCUUAGAGCAUCUUAACCUAGUCACAUUCCAAUUCAUUGAGCUUAACGGAGAUCCUUAGGCUUAGAGCAUCUAAAUAGCCAUAAAAAUUGAUAGAACUUCCCCGAACCCCAAUCUUUUAAAAAUGAUUUUUUACUCCCCUAAUUUCAGCUUUAUCACAGGACCUAGUUUAUAAGUGCAACCUACCAUUUCAUAAGCAUUAGGUCCUAUUAGGAAAAAAAUCUCUCGGAGUAGACUAGAAUAAGUUGUCUUAGUUAAUAAUUUGCCUUUAGAACCGAGCUUAGAUACCAACACUAGUUUGACGUACCACACCCAAUCUGAACAACAUUUACAGCACAUCAUAAGUGAACAACCCCAAAACUCAUAAAAUGGUAAGCAAUUCUCUACGAAGGAGGAAGGUCUAUCCGAAAGAAAUAUAAAACUCUUUACUUGAACUUUCUUACCUUUGAAAAUUAAUAAAUUAUUUUACUAAUAAAAUGAUAAAUUAGGCAAAGGUAAAAUUAAUAAAUUCA